Molecule: messenger RNA, 1705 nt
Organism: Platichthys flesus (European flounder)
Lineage: Eukaryota; Metazoa; Chordata; Actinopteri; Pleuronectiformes; Pleuronectidae
Gene: igfbp5a
Product: insulin-like growth factor binding protein 5a
Exons: 4
Coding region: 391-1194 (267 amino acids)
Biological process (GO): regulation of insulin-like growth factor receptor signaling pathway
Cellular component (GO): extracellular region
Molecular function (GO): fibronectin binding; insulin-like growth factor II binding; insulin-like growth factor I binding
Source: RefSeq, a predicted model, not a curated record
ACCCUCGCUGCAGCUUCGCCUCCGGCAGCUUCUCUCUUAAGAGGCCAGCCCACAGCCCCAGAUCCACACAGUCCGCUCACACGUCGUUCGGGGAAUCACCCGCAGAGCCGCACCGGGAUCUCUCACGCUCCAUCUCGCUUGGCGCUUGCGCGUAAAGGCACCGGGCAUCAGUCGAGGGCCAGACGCGCACCGUGUGGAUAUCUGAUCGUUGCGGUGACGGGUGGAAGGAGCCGAGGACACCGAGGACUUCCAGCAUCGGAUGCACUGCGCGCAACGCACCUGUGGAUGCAGCACACGCCCCUGAUGCUCGGACUCGAACCUAAGGAAAAGAGAGGAAUCGUCGCGUUCACUUGAUCCCGCUGCGCUCCGUGUGUUUAGAGGAGAGACGCCAUGCUGCUGAGCGUGUCCCUCCUGGUUCUGCCCCUGCUGAGCGUCACCGUGCGCGGCGGCGGCGCGUCCUACGUGCCGUGCGAGCCGUGCGACCAGAAGGCCCAGUCCAUGUGCCCCCCGGUGCCGGUGGGCUGUCAGCUGGUGAAGGAGCCCGGCUGCGGCUGCUGCCUGACGUGCGCGCUCGAGGAGGGCCAGCCGUGCGGCGUGUACACCGGGCCGUGCACGCGCGGGCUCCGCUGCCUGCCCAAGAACGGCGAGGAGAAGCCGCUGCACGCGCUCCUGCACGGCCGAGGCGUGUGCAGGAACGAGAAGCUGUACAAACUCCUGCACCCGUCGAAAGACGACGGCCACGCCCUGCUCCCCGUCCCCGAGUCGCUGCUUCCCCAGACCAAGGUGCCCUUAUAUGGCAGGGACCACAUCAGCAGCCGGAAGGCCCAGGCCAUGAAGCAGGCCAAGGACCGCAAGAAGCAGCUGGCCCGGCUGGGGCCCGCCAGCAACCUGGACUUCUCCCCACUGAGCCUGGAUAAACUGGCCCCCGAGUUCGGGCCCUGCAGGAGAAGACUGGAUAAUCUCAUCCAGAGCAUGAAGGACACGUCCCGGGUCCUGGCGCUGUCUCUCUACAUCCCCAACUGUGACAAGAAGGGCUUCUUCAAGCGCAAACAGUGUAAACCCUCCCGCGGUCGGAAGAGGGGGAUCUGCUGGUGCGUGGACCGGUUCGGCGUGAAGAUCCCCGGCAUCAACUACGCCGGAGGAGACCUGCAGUGCAAAGACCUGGACAUCGGCAGCAGCAACAGCAACGAAUGAGCGGCGCCUCCCACCUCUGCUGACAACCUGCCAAUCAAACUCUGCCCCCCCGGAGAACCCGACACAGACGCUCACGUGUGGUCAGGUGGGACGGACGGCGGUGAUUUACUUUAUGUUCUGAGGGGAGACGCACUGAGGCUGCACACGUCCCCGACUGUGUACUAUUCUCUUUAUAUCCAUAGGUCAUAGAGAAGUAUAUAUAUUUGUAUGAUAUAGAUACCGUGUUGUGUACUGAGUCUGUCGUAUGUUGCUAAAUUUUGAAAUCACGAGACAAGACAUAUUUUUAAAUGUGGCUGAGAAUGGAGUGGGACACUUGGGAGACAGAGUUGUAUUGAGUGUUCGUGGUGUUGAUGACGAGGGGACAUGUCUUCUGAUGUGUGACUCUACAUGGUUCUGUUUCCACUGAGCCAAAUCAGACCAGUUUGACUUCUACGGGACACUCCCAGUAGCUUUCCAUUGCAGAGACGUAUAUGUUUGUACUGGUUAUAUAAACAUGAGCAUGAAUAUAGCA